This is a messenger RNA of Parastagonospora nodorum SN15, 435 nucleotides long. RefSeq lists its product as hypothetical. NCBI's taxonomy places the organism in Eukaryota, Fungi, Ascomycota, Dothideomycetes, Pleosporales, Phaeosphaeriaceae. The record is from RefSeq and is a predicted model, not a curated record. The transcript has a single exon. The coding region runs from base 1 to 435 and encodes 144 amino acids.
AUGUCCAACAACAAACCGGUUACCAUGGGUCUCGCCGAAGCCCAGAAUGGAAUCUCUCUCGAACUGCGCAAUAACAUUUAUUCCGCGCUUCUUUCAGGCGACGGCAUCCGCAACAUUGAAGGCGCUCUUGACCGCCAGCUUGCCGAGUCUGGCUUCAAGGACGAGCUCAGGCGCUACGUCACCGACCUCCUGCGCUCAGGCCAAGCUUCAACCGCUGAUGAAGCAAAGAAACUCGCCAUGGAGAAGAUCAGGCGCCAGAUGCAGGGUGAUGAUGACCAGAACAACGAUACCAACGGCACCAACGGUCUCAAUGGCGCCAAUGGAGACGAGCAGAAGUACGACUUGAAAAUCCCAAACAAGGCCAUUGUGGAAGGAACCAAGGCCGUGCGCAAAGAGCUGGAGAAAGUGUGCGAAAUCACUGAAGAAGACUCGUGA